CCUCACCUCAAACCUUGUUCACGCCUCAUCCUCCAUCCUCUUUCUUCAUGAACCAAAUGUCAAAAGGGUAGAAAAGUCCAGAUUAAGCCAACAUCAUCUAUUGCUCUUGCCAUUGAUUACCCGGGGAGUGGCCGAUUUCUUCUCGUAGGCACCAUACAACCAAAUCUUCUCUUUGCUCUAACUGGGAAUCGUUUCAUUUAAUUUUCUUCCUGAUUCAGAGUCAAAGAUUUUUGAAGAACAAUCAAUCACAAAAUGUUGAAGAGAGCCUUCGUCGGCGCCGUCGGUGUUGCCGCCGCGCUCCGUCACCCCUGUCUGUCGGCAACUCGGCAUGCAGGGACCCUCUCUUCCGCCGUGAAUUCCAUGCUUCUCCGCUCACUUAAGGAUCACUAUCUUGAAGUGGCCAAAAUGACUAUGCCUCCUAAAGUAGCUCCUCCUGAUGCAUUCUCUGUUGUGAAAGGCGCGCUUGAUUCUGAAGGUCCGGUCCUCAAACGAAAAUAUGGCGACGAAGAAAUCAGUAUUUACGUAACGCGAUUGCUUAGUGGAAUGGAUGACGAGAGCAGUGGGAUUGAUCAGUUGUUCCUUCAUGUGGAUGUGUCCAAACCCGGUCAGAACGAAUCAUUGAUUUUCCUAUGUGGAUUGUAUGAGGAUGCUUUGGGAAUUCACUCUGUUUCAAUGAGGCCAAAGGACCCGAAGACUGGGUACCUUGUUCUUCCAACUCAAUACAUUGGGCCUAAUUUUGAGUUGAAGAAGCUUAUGAUGGUGCAUAUCUGUCAUCAAUUGGUGAAGCAAGAUGUCCUUUCUUAUAACACGAAUCAAGUAAAGACAUUUGUUGUUCAUGCCUUUUGGGGGAUGCCGAAAUACAAUUGAGCUGAAAUUGAGUGAUUGCGUUGGACAUGUUGCUAAAUGGUUUCAUGGCAUGCCGGAGGUUUAGCUGCACAAAUGAAAUUGCCUUCAUUGAAAUUAUGUAACAUUCUGGUCAAAAAAAUGAUGAGCAUGAUGAUCCCCUAUGUUUUGUUGGUGUAAUGAAAUAGCUACCGAUAAUGUUUAUUUGUUUAUGAUUAAAAAUACAUUGCGGAAAAAAGGGAAAAAAAAAAUGCCCGCUGAACUCUGUUGGAAAAUACAAACAAUCUGGCUGUUCUGUAA
Messenger RNA from Neltuma alba, 1143 nucleotides. Its product is annotated as mitochondrial acidic protein mam33. Gene Ontology annotation, cellular component: mitochondrial matrix. Lineage: Eukaryota; Viridiplantae; Streptophyta; Magnoliopsida; Fabales; Fabaceae. The transcript has 4 exons. The record is from RefSeq and is a predicted model, not a curated record. Bases 253 to 867 code for a protein of 204 amino acids.